This is a messenger RNA of Gongylonema pulchrum, 732 nucleotides long. Lineage: Eukaryota; Metazoa; Nematoda; Chromadorea; Rhabditida; Gongylonematidae. The record is from the annotation of a GenBank genome assembly.
GUUAUAUCAAAAGACGAUCAUAACUGGUGGCAAGCUCGUUACAUUUGUCCAUUCCCAGCUUUAGGAAGUAGCGGUCCAAGCGGAUCUCAUACACCAGGCGCAUCCGUUGCUGGUUUGAUACCUUCUCCGGAACUCCAGGAAUGGAGGACUGCUUGUUUGGCGAUGGAACGGGCCAAAGAUAAUACGCACUGUAUGUGGUUUAAUAAAAAGAAAAAAUAUUACACAACAAAGUAUCUACAGAAGCAUUCCGCCUUAUUCGAUCAGCUCGAUCUCGUCACUUAUGAAGAGGUAAUACGGCUAGCAACAUACAGACGUAAAACGCUGGUGCUGUUAGGUGCGCAUGGUGUUGGCCGGCGACAUAUCAAAAAUACGCUUAUUCAUAGGCAUCCGCAGAGGUUUGCCUAUCCUAUACCACAUACAACAAGGCAGCCAAGGAAGGAUGAAAUUGACGGGAAGCAUUACUAUUUCGUAUCCAACGAUUGCAUGCUUGCUGAUAUUCAAGCGAACGAGUAUUUGGAGUAUGGGACACAUGAAGAAUGUAUUUAUGGUACAAAACUAGAAACCAUUCGAAACAUUCAUAGGACUGGCAAAAUGGCCAUCCUGGAUGUUGAACCUCAGUUGUAUCUGUAUCUAUCAGACUGCGAUAAAAACCGCAUGAAAGCAGUGAGGCUGGAUAAGCUAUUAAUGCAAGCGUUUGCGUGUGUGGGUGUCUUUGUAUGUGUUUGUGUGUGA